This is a messenger RNA of Strongylus vulgaris, 489 nucleotides long. NCBI's taxonomy places the organism in Eukaryota, Metazoa, Nematoda, Chromadorea, Rhabditida, Strongylidae. The record is from the annotation of a GenBank genome assembly.
AUGUCUGAUGGCCAAGUACCGGAUCAUUAUUGGAAGAACCUGCUAGCGAUUACAACAAAAGCAACAGCAGAAUCGCAAACUACGGAAGUGACACCGAGACCUAUGAGUGAAGAGUGUCAACGACAACAUUUGUCACUACAAUGUCGUUAUGCAGAGUUCCUGCUAAGUUUGACGGAAAACAACCCACAAACGCAAUCGCUUUUUGCAAGAGAAGGAGUUCUCACAAAAUUGAUGAAAAUAUUAGAGAAUGACAACUAUGAUGAGCUGCUCGUACCUGAUAUCCUAUCGAAUUUCCUGUAUGUUCUACAGAACUUUGCGAAUGAAUGCAAGAGCGAGCUGGACUAUAUCGGCGAAUACAUCCUUGAUUUUGUUGAUAUCAAGGCAAUCCCGAAAGAAUUGGCUAAGGAAAUGGCAGCUUCUCUUGAGUAUCUAACGGUGGAUAUCCCUAUAAGCGGAAAUCUGGUCAAGAAGCUCCGCGCCAUUACAUAA